UCUCAGCUGGUCUCCGCCUUUCAUAUACAAUGCGAUGGGCGUUUCCUAACAGAAGACAGCAGAGGGCACUUCACAAUGGGAGAGAGCUUCCUUGAGCAGCUGCGAAUAGACAGCCGGUUCCUGAAAUCGGACCGUCGUCUGGACACAGAACUGGUGGAUAAACUGAUCCUGCAGCUCAACAGAAUCUACCCACAGAUCCUGACCGACAAAGAGGCCUCCAAAUUUCGGGAUCUGGAUGUUCCCACCUGUGUUCGGCUGGCGGAGCUGCUGUCUCGUCUGCAGGAGAAAGGAGAAGAGGCCUGUCGAGAGUUUUACAGAGCGUUGCACCUCCACGUGGAGGACGUUUACUUCAGUUUACCCACACGCCUUCGACUCAGAGAAUCUGGUGAUCCAGUCAGUCCAGUCUCCAGUCCCACAGAGAGAUACGUGCUGAAUGACCAUAGCCCGUUUUUCUUCAUUAGUUGUUUCAGUGUUGCUGUAGGAGCAGCUCUGCUUCAUUACUAUGGUGAGUCGAAGCAGGUGUCCGGCUCCAGCAGCGCUCUGGGUUUGGCUGCCAUGGGGCUGAGCAGGAAAGUGCGAGACGUUCUCAUCUGGUACUCUGAGGAUGGAAAAUAAUGAUCUUUUUGCUGCCUUAAAAUGAUUUAGACACUGCAAUUCACUGAGAACUUUUCCGCGUCAUAAAAUAGCAAACAUAUUCCAGGUUUUACAAACACAUGUACAUACUGUGUAUAUACAGAAAUGAUUAGAAUGAGGUAAAAACCCAAAGAUUUAUUUUUAGAUAUGCCCAAAUAUGGAUGUUUUUGUUACAGUUCUGAAUAUUAACUACAGAACAUCUGUAAUCAAACAUUACAGUCGUGCAUUUGAAUAUUAGCCAUUAUGCAGAGCAGGUGGUCAUUACUUUUAACCAAACACUUUUGUUUGCCUUAUUUUGUUGUACGUGUUUAACUAUAUGUUAAAAUAAUUAUAUAUUUUAUAUGGUUAAUAAACUAGUCAAAUGUAGACACAAAUUCACCACACCAUUUUUAAACAUGCACAACCGGAUAAAAUCACACAUAUCAGAAUAUUAAUACAAUAUUUUGACACAUAAGACACUAUAGUUCAGUCUGAAUUUAUGAACAUUAGGAGUUUGUUACUUUAUAAUCCAUAUUUUUCUGUAGGUUAAGGUUUCAACGAAUAACUUUGUGUAUAAUGUUAGUUUACUUUUGUACUAGCAGCAUGUUUGCGAAGGUUGUUUAAUAAUAAUAAUUGAUAUUAUCAAGUUUUUGCAGAGAGAUAUUAUGUAAAAUAUUUUCAGUCUAGAAAUGUUUCAAAUAAAUUUGCCAAUUUUACUAUUUUUAACUGAGAAAUUGUAUUUUUCGCCAGGAUUAAAAAACUUUAUUAAGCUAAAUAAAACUACGGUUUGAAACUA
Messenger RNA from Danio aesculapii, 1408 nucleotides. It is a transcript of the gene card19, whose product is annotated as caspase recruitment domain family, member 19. NCBI's taxonomy places the organism in Eukaryota, Metazoa, Chordata, Actinopteri, Cypriniformes, Danionidae. The transcript has 6 exons. The record is from RefSeq and is a predicted model, not a curated record. Gene Ontology annotation, cellular component: mitochondrion. Bases 76 to 615 code for a protein of 179 amino acids.